Molecule: messenger RNA, 1543 nt
Organism: Panicum virgatum (switchgrass)
Lineage: Eukaryota; Viridiplantae; Streptophyta; Magnoliopsida; Poales; Poaceae
Product: protein BFR2-like
Exons: 12
Coding region: 446-1342 (298 amino acids)
Cellular component (GO): nucleolus; nucleus
Source: RefSeq, a predicted model, not a curated record
AUACCCUAGCCGCCAGUCUUCUCGUCUCUCUCAUCGGCGGCGGUGGUAUCCCCUCACCUCUUCUCCCCGCAAGAGUCGCAAGACCCGGUGUGUCGGCGUGCCAGCGCCUCCACCCGUCUGACGGUAGCCGGCGGCGGAGCAGCAGUGCCUUCUCCUUCAACGGGCAACAAGGCCGCUCCUUCGGCACCGCGAGCUAUCUCCUCCCUUCGCUCGCCCAGCGCCGCCGCCCUCCACGUGGUCGGCCCGUGCGCCCCCUUCCACCCUCCCCUGCCCAGCUGCAGCUCGACUCCGGCUGGUGCGGCAGCAUCCUCCCUUCCCACGACUACUCCGUUCUUUCUCUCGGCCUCGGUCUUCCUUUCCUCGCGGCGACGACAGGGCGAGUUGCGCUGCCCGUUGUUCGUCGAGCGACAGGCGCUUCGCCGGCGACGAGCAUCCGACAGGGUAUAUGACCAUGUCCUAUACUGGGUCCGCUCCUGUGAACCAGCACAAGGAGGAGGAUGCCUUGAGAGGUCGCGCGGUCAAAAACCAGAAGGCAAUAUGGGACAAGACCCUGGAGAUGAGAUUCCUGCUGCAGAAGGCGUUUUCCACUUCUAACAAGCUGCCCCAGGAACCCAUCAAAACAAGGUUUUGCAACCAUGAUAAGCAGAUAGAGCAAGCCUAUGAGGACUUGCUGAAUUCAUCAAAGCAGACUCUGGCAAGCAUGACAGAACUGCAGGAGGCUUUGAUGGAGAGUAACCAGGCUGUAAAGGAUGCUGAUGAAAUUCCUUCUGCCUCCAAUGGAGAGAAUGACGAGUGGUCAGAAGUACAGAGAUUGCAGACAAGGAUAACAACAUUUAGAAAUACAGAGAUCGAUAAAUGGCAGAGGAAAAUACAGGUGACGACGGGUGCUGCUGCACUGAAAGGAAAGCUACAUGCAUUUAAUCAGAACAUAAGUGACCAAGUUGCUGGUUACAUGAGAGAUCCAAGCCGAAUGAUUAACAGGAUGUACUUGACCAAAUCUGCUGUUGGUGUAUUUGGAGAGGAUGCGGGAGAACCUGGAGCAGCUGAGGAGGGGCGCAUUGUGGAAGGUGAUCCUGAACUUAUUGAUGAUUCUGAGUUUUAUCAACAACUUCUCAAGGAGUUUCUCGAGUCAUGUGAUAGAGGAUCAUCAGACUCAGCAUUUUACGCUCUGCAAAAGCAGCAGGUGAAAAAGAGAAAGCUUGUUGAUCGCCGCGCUUCAAAGAGCAGAAAGAUAAGGUAUCAUGUUCACGAAAAGAUCGCUAAUUUCAUGGCCCCGGUACCCAUGGCUGUUCCUCCAAUGGCUCCGAAGUUGUUUGAGAAUUUGUUUGGCACGAGCAACUAGAAAUCCACCAAAGCAUGAAUUCAAAUUUCACAUAACAUGUAGUGAUUUUUGUAAUUUAAAAUUGUAGCAUACUAGCAUGUAUGAUGUUGCUGUAGACUUGAAACUGUGAAUCGAACAUUUUCAUGAUCUGAUCAGUUUUGUGCAUCGACAAGCAAAUGUAAGGCGCAAUCUUAUCGCAAAUUUUUGCUAGUAUAAUUUUCC